This is a messenger RNA of Fusarium keratoplasticum, 2208 nucleotides long. Its product is annotated as HET domain-containing protein. The transcript has 2 exons. The record is from RefSeq and is a predicted model, not a curated record. Lineage: Eukaryota; Fungi; Ascomycota; Sordariomycetes; Hypocreales; Nectriaceae. The coding region runs from base 1 to 2208 and encodes 735 amino acids.
AUGUCUGACUGGUGCAACGUCUGCGACAAGUUGCUAAGUCUGCUUCAAGUGCCAGUUGGUCGCCCUAGUCAUCCAGAGUAUCGCAUAGAUUGGGACGAGGUCUUGGCCUCUGUAUGCCCCUAUCAUCCAAAGCUGCUUGCCACCAUCCUAGGUGUCGACCUAAAGCCUAACGCUGCUGAAGAUAUAUCUGUUCUUCAGUUUAAAGGAUAUGACCACAUCCAAAUCGUCGCCACUGUCAAGUCUUCAGAUGGUGAGAAGCAAUUCGGAUCAGGGGAACUACAACUGCUUUCGAUAGCACAAGAUGGUCGACGAACCGACGGCCCAGGGAAACUUGUCAACCUACAAUGGAUUCAGCCCGGUCUGGUUAGACGAUGGAAGGAGAAAUGCCUUGCUCUACAUGGAAAUACUUGCGGGUCGGAUUCGGAAUUCGGCCAUGGAAUUCAACCAACAUGGGUCAUCGACGUUCAGCGUCAAUGCCUCGUGCGACCAUUGCCCUCCGACAAGUACGUGGCUUUAAGCUAUGUAUGGGGCAAAGUACCUACUUUCAUGACGAAACUCAACAACGUUGCUCAGCUACAGAAGCCCUCGUCGUUGGCUGCUGGCAAUACGGACAUACCCAUCCCAAGAACCAUUCGAGAUGCCAUGAGCUGUGUUCAAGAGCUUGGUGAGCGAUAUCUUUGGACGGAUUCUUUGUGUAUCGUUCAAGAUGACUUUGCACUGAAGAGCACCGAGAUAAACAACAUGGCGGCCAUUUACUCUAAUGCUACCUUGACGAUAAUUGCCGCUGACGGAGUCGACGCUGACAGUGGUCUUCCGGGGCUUGAGGGCCUCACUGCAUCGAGGUUUGCAGAACAGAAGAUUCACACAUUACGGCCUGGGAUUGAGGUCGUCGAGAGCAUCGGACCUUCUCCUGGGCUAUUCGCAGAACCAACAAAAUGGAGCACGCGCGGAUGGACUUAUCAAGAGUACGUCUUCUCGCAGCGCAGGCUUCUAUUUGAGGGCGGCUGGGUGCGAUGGAUCUGCGCCAGUGAUACCUGGUGUGAGGUUGGAGAGGCGCGCGAUGCAGAUGGUGCUGGAAAUUUGGACGUACGAAGAGCCAUCUCCAGGCCUGUUCCUAAUCUGGAACUGCUGAACUCCAUGAUCAAUCAGUACAAUAGGAGGGAUCUGACGUAUCCAGAAGAUGCCCUGAAUGGACUGACUGGCGUUCUGAACGCUUUUACGCCCAGGUUUGGCGGGGGAUUCAUCUCUGGCCUCCCGGCUGCCAUAUUUCACAUAGCAGUCCUGUGGGAGCCCUUUGAUACGCUCACUCGUCGACAGGCAGCAACAUCUUCACAUACCGACGUCUGCUUGCCGAGCUGGAGCUGGAUAGGUUGGAAAGGCGGCCUAGCGCCAUUCGCCUGGUCGCCGGCCUUGGAGUUUGUGAGAUCAAGCAAGAUCAGGGAGGGAGCACGUUUCUUUGACAGAGUCAAGCCUCUUGUUGAAUGGAGCUGGAAGAAGGACCUCAAAGCGGAAAGCAACCGAGUUUAUUGCACUUGGUUCGAAUACCAGAAGAAGUUCGCUGAAACAGGUUUAGAUUCAUCACCUCCUUGUCCUCCAGGCUGGAUGAGACACGAAGCCAAACCUCCGGCUUCAGAGGAGGAAUUCAUCUACCAGGGACCAAAACCGGGUUACCCACCGGAUUAUUUCUACAAGCACGAAUCCGAGCCAGAGUCUGAGUUUUGGUAUCCAAUUCCAUUGCCAGACGCAUCACCUUUGCCGGCAACCCAGAUAGCUGCGCCGUUCAUUUCUUGCCAGACGAAAAGAGCGUUUGCAUAUCGCGGCGAGGUUAUCACACCGACGUAUAGAAGAGGCGGUGUCGUGAUAUCGCUUCGAGAUGUGACAUCUACUUGGCUUGGGGCUCUGCGGCUGCAUGAAAGACCAACAUGGAUGGACGGAGGUACGGAUGAUAUCAGUAACCAACCCAUAGAACUGGUCGAGAUCGCCCUUGGGUCUGUUCCGGAGGAUGCUCGAAAGUGGCUGCCGUAUCAUCAGGUGCUAGACGAAUGGGAUCAUGAGGAGAGGCCAAAGAGUGGUGAUGUCUACAAAUAUUACUUUGUCUUGUGGAUUGAGAGGAAAGGUGAUGUUGCGUAUAGGAGGGGUCUGGGACGGGUGGAGCAGCAACUCUGGGAGACACAGACACUAGAGAGUAUUGAGUUGACUCUUGGAUGA